AUGGGAGCAGGGAGCUAUAAGGCGGCACAUCCCCCCCAUCCCCCUCUCCCUCCCCAUACCCCCCGCAACGACGCAUGGGAGCAGGGAGCUAUGAGACGGCGCAUGCUAGCAGGGUUGAAGGAGGUGGGGCAGGCGGGCAGGGCUCAAGGAAACAUUGAUCUUUUCCGCAUGCAGGGUGCGAUGCGGCGGCAGGUGCUGGCAGUGCUGAAGGGGGGCAAGCAAUGCAUCCUCAUCCCAUCCCCACAUGAUGGUGCUGCUGUGAUCCACAAAUGCAUGGUGAAAGGGGAUGGCAGAGGGCAGACGGCAACUGCACGCAAGUUUUCCGUGCACCCACCCCACCCUUCCUUCCACCCUCUCGCCUCCCCCCCCUCCUCUCACCCCCACGGCACCUUCCCCAAGGCGCUCUUGACGCAGCCCUCCUCACAUCCAUUCUAG
Messenger RNA from Closterium sp. NIES-65, 435 nucleotides. The record is from the annotation of a GenBank genome assembly. Lineage: Eukaryota; Viridiplantae; Streptophyta; Zygnematophyceae; Desmidiales; Closteriaceae.